UUGUUCCACCCCUGGAAAAAGUUAUCAGUCGACUCAUGAACUGCGGUAAAAAUAAUAAUAAGAAUAAUAAGAAUAAAGGAGGACGUUCGUUACGAGCGAAUCUCCUUUGACGUUUCCUGGUCAACGACUGACGCGUUCACAGCGCACAAUCGGCGACACCAUAGACCUGCGCCGAUAAGAAGUAGGAAGGGGCACACGCAGCCGGGCCAUUGCAUAAUACAGUCAGCAGCGACACAGCACGGAUACUCCGAAAUGAAGAAAAUACGCCUGUGAGCCCGAAACGACGGUUUGCACGAGUGCCAGAACUGUGAGGAUCAUGCAAGAACACCCGUACUGGCGCUCAACCAUCGCGAUAACGUGCAGUUUCGUGGUCAUCCUCGCGGCUGCUGUUUGGACUAUAAGGAAAACUUCCCAUGAAAAACGGAAACGGUCUCGAACAAAUGAUUCAAAAGAGCCAGACAAAGUGAACGCGAAUGUCAAUAGCGAGAGCAACAUAAAUAACAAGAACGAAAUAACUUGCAAAGAAGAUGUAAAUGUGGAGGAAAAUGAGGAAAGAAACGACGAACAAUCUCCGAACGAUAAGGAAUAUCCGAACGAUGAGGAACGUCCAAACGAUAAGGAAUAUUCGAACGAUGAGGAACGUCCAAACGACGAGGAAUGUCCAAAAGACGAUACGAUUGCCGAAUUACCAGAUCCAAAAUGGGAGAAGGUUGGCCAGAUUCAAGAACUAUAUAUGUAUCCAUUGAAGUCUGGACGUGGAAAGAAUGUAAGGGAAUGUGACUUCACCGAAUAUGGAAUGAAAUUGGACGAUGCAGGAAAGUUCACCCUCAGAGACAGAAUGUUUCUAGUGUACAACGAGGAAACUGGACGCUUCCAAACCGGAAGACAAUACCCAACCUUGAUCCUAGUGAGUUUAUCGACGGUGGAUGAGAACAAGGUGAAGUUGGAGGCCGUAGGGAUGCCCAGUGUGAUCUUCGAGGUUCCAAAGAACUUGAAGAACCCGUCUGAAGCCGUACAGUGCAAAAUGUGGUGGGGAGAGCCGGUGAAUUGUAUCGAUUGUGGCACGGAACCCAGCGAAUGGCUAUCGAGAUUUCUGACUGGAACGACUUCUGGUCUUCGAUUGGGGUACACGAUGAUGGAUAGAAGAAACGUUUUCGUCGAUCCGUGGAAAAAAUUCACUCAAGUAUACCGGACACUUAGAAGCGAAGAUACCGGGCUGUUCAGUGACCUGGCCAGUUAUUUGUUAAUGACCACAAGCUCCGUUGAACAACUGAACGAGAAAUUAGAGACUCCAGUGUCUACUCUACAAUUCCGUCCAAAUAUCUUGGUCUCCACGCAACAACCAUUCGAGGAAGAUGAAUGGGAAUGGAUUAAAAUUGGUGAACGUGUCGUGAUUAGGAACGUCAAACCGUGCUCACGGUGCAAACUAGUGGGCGUGAAUCCAGAAAACGGUGUGAUGGACAAGGAGGAGCCGUUGAAAACCUUGAAAUCUUUCAGGGAGCCAACUGACCCAGAACGAAUCUCGCUGGAGGGCAAGGCGCCAGUUAUGGGGAUAUAUUGUGGACUGUACGUUACUGGAAGAGUGAAGAUCGGCGACGAAGUGUUCAUUCAUCGAUCCAAUGAUUCGUCGGUAGAAUUGAAUCAUCGGGAAGCAGAAAAUCCUAGAUAGAUAAGAAAUAUAUUGAAAACUAACUCGCUUUCUAUGGCCUUUCCAUUUCAAAAUAGAUAAAGUUCGUGCGUUAAAAAGGAUACCGAUAUAUGUACGUUCAUGUUCGAUGAACAAUUAUGGAAUAUAAUAUUUUCAGGCGAACGAUUCAAUCGAGUAAUUCCUAGAAGAUUCGAAAGACUUCAAGACAAUAUAAAUGCGCCAUUUGUACAAUCGAUUCUUGUCAAUUCAAAGCUAUGUAAUUGUUAUACAUUGUAUAUGUAUGUUAGGUGUCCUAAAAUAAGUGGCACUGGUUUGCAUCGGUGUUUCUCAAUUCAUGUAUUUUAGGACACUUCAGAGAUAAUGUUUAAAAAUCGUUAUGCCAAAUAAAGUUUCGAUUGUUAUACAAA
Messenger RNA from Bombus pyrosoma, 2055 nucleotides. RefSeq names its product mitochondrial amidoxime-reducing component 1-like. NCBI's taxonomy places the organism in Eukaryota, Metazoa, Arthropoda, Insecta, Hymenoptera, Apidae. The transcript has 7 exons. The coding region runs from base 317 to 1669 and encodes 450 amino acids. Gene Ontology annotation, molecular function: molybdenum ion binding; pyridoxal phosphate binding; catalytic activity. The record is from RefSeq and is a predicted model, not a curated record.